Molecule: messenger RNA, 1503 nt
Organism: Drosophila novamexicana
Lineage: Eukaryota; Metazoa; Arthropoda; Insecta; Diptera; Drosophilidae
Gene: Lhr
Exons: 1
Coding region: 127-1122 (331 amino acids)
Molecular function (GO): DNA binding
Source: RefSeq, a predicted model, not a curated record
AAGUCGAAGCACCUCUAGUUCCACUUACAAGCGAUAACAAAAUGCAAUUAUUAUCGAUAGUUUUGCCUGCCUACUGUUUUAUUUAUUUUAUUCCUUAUUCCUAAGAUAAGCUUAUCAUAAAAUACAAUGGAUGGCUUGGAAGAUGCAUCCCAAAUGGAAAUCAACCUCUCCAAUACGAACGCGAACUCCCAAAUAGUGUUAAACGAUCUUCGACUUCUCGAACUAAUCUAUAUGUAUCCGUUUCUAUUCAGCAAAGCGGUGCGUCCCCAGAAUGACAAAGACUAUGAGGAAUGGGGCUGGGGGGAAAUAGUGAAGGCAUUCAAUUUAAGCUAUGAGGGCUUAGAGCUGUCCGCGCCCUUUUCCGUUGAGGAGCUCCAGUGGCGAUGGGACAUCCUGCGGCCCAUAUGCCCGACGCUCGGUAAAGCGUGCGGCCAAAUACCGAGUGCACUUCGGGAUAUAGUUAGCAAAAUAAACCAAUUGAUGAACGUGAAACCGCCGGCAAACAUCAAGGGCUUGACUUCAACGCAACAGUUUUUACUCGAUCAGCUGCCGUUUAUCGAGCAGCUGUCGACGGCGCACCAAAGGCAGCUGGAGGUCGAGGUACUGGAUGCCAUAUUCAAGGAAGAGCGCAAGGUUCGUUUAGUUUGCAAGGGCCUCGGUAAAAAGGAGCUGGCCAUUGUGCUAAACGAGUACGAUGCUUUCCUAAAGGCGAUACGCGUCAAAGAGCUGCCCGUGCAGGUCAGCUCUCGCAGGAGCUCCGUCAGCAGCAACCCCGGCAGCAAACCGGACAGUUCUGCAGCUGCGACAAAUGUUGUCAAUGCUCGUUCCAGCAAUCUCGUCAUUAGCGAUGUACGCGGUCACAGCAAACCGCAGCCUGAGCCAGCAAACCCGCCCACAUCAGCGCUGGUCAUAAAGGAAGAGCCACCAAACCAGCUUGAGGUAGAGCUGCAGCCGGAGUCAAAACAGUCGCCAGUCAAAGAAGCUGAUCUAAGUCUGCGAUAUGUGCCGCUCAAGAGCGCCAAGUACUAUGUGAAAAAGGUGCAAGUGAGACUGAAGCGCCUGGACUUCGCCGACUAUAUGCCGCUGUCGUAUGUGAGGAAGACCCGCAACAGGAGCUCCUGACUGCGUUCGGGAGCUAUUCAGUUAAGUUAGUUUUAUAUCAAAUGCACAAUAAGUUUAUUUAAAAAAUACAUUACUAUAAAUUACAACUUAGAGCUAUUGUUUAAACUGAUUUGAUUUUGUUGCAAUCACUAAACAAACAGUUUCCGAAACAGAUGGGGCCGGCGACAUGCAUCUAGCCGAGCUGUUGGCUGGCUGCCCGGCGGAGCGACUGCAGCAGUCCCAGCGCCUGGAGGGCACAGUUGCCCAUAUGGGAUGUGGCCUCGGGCGCUGAGGAACUUGGCUACUUGUACAUUACAUUUUGUUCUACAUUUUUGUAAUCGCAUUUGUGUUUAUUAUUAACAAGAGUCACAAGAACGUAAUUCAACAUGUCUACAAAAUACA